UUCUUGAGAGAACUCAGCAACAUACUUUAUCUGAUCAGCUAUCAACCAAAUUAAAGAAACCACACUUACAGAGUUCCAUGGCACUCCUUCACUUGCUGCCAAAUAUUAUCAAACCUGCGCAGAAUCCAGUUGCAGUGUCUCGUGAAUCCAUUGCUCCCAAUGCUCCUAAUAUGGUGAAAUACCAGCAGAAACGACUGGAAAUGAGCCACUUGCUUGAACAAGUUCAAGAAGACAGUUUAAAAGAACUGGUGGUAAUUGAUUCCAUGCAGCGCUUUGGUAUCGAUCACUACUUUGAAGAUCAAAUCACUCAAAGUCUGACCCAACAAUACAAAGAUUCUCAAACCCUUCUUUAUAAUGAUAAUCUUUACGCAGCUUCACUUCGUUUUCGAUUGUUAAGGCAACAAGGCUUCCACGUCCCCGCAGAUGUAUUCAACAGCUUCAAAGGUGGGAAUAUGAAGUUUAAGAAUGCAUUGUCGGAAGAUAUAAGGGGGCUCAUGGCUUUGCAUGAAGCCUCACAUCUAUGCAUAGAAGAUGAAGAUAUCUUAGAUGAGGCGUCCAUAUUUACUACCAAUCUUCUGUCGGCAAGACUGUCAAAUUUGGAUGAUAGUGAUGCCUUGAUAGUUCAAAAUACACUGCACUAUCCCUAUCACAAAAGCUUGGCUCGGUUCACGAUAAAUAAUUAUCUUAAAACUCGUAACUUAGAAAAUGAUUGGGAGAAGCUCUUAGCAGAUUUAGCAAGAAUGGAUUUCAACGCGAUGCAAUGUAUAUACCGUGAAGAAAUCCUACAAGUUUUCAAAUGGUGGAAAGAGCUUGGUUUAUCAGAGGAGUUGAAGCUCGCUAGGAAUCAACCGCUGAAAUGGUACAUUUGGUCAGUGGCAAUGGCUACAAAUCCAACUUUGUCAAGGCAAAGGAUAGAGAUAACCAAGCCAAUCUCUCUUGUCUACAUCGUGGAUGACAUUUUCGAUGUUUAUGGUACUCUUGAUGAACUUAUUCUUUUCACGGAAACAAUCAAUAGAUGGGAAGUUGCCGAUGAUAAAUUACCAAGUUACAUGAAAAUGUGUUUUAAGGUAAUUCAUGACACCACACAUGAGAUCAGCAACGUAGUUUACCAAGAAUUUGGAUGGGACCCUAUAGACCAUUUGAAAAAAGCGUGGGCAAGUUUGUGCAAUGCAUUUCUAACCGAAGCAAAGUGGUUUGCUUCUGGGCAUUCACCAAAGGCUGAGGAGUACUUGAAAAAUGGGAUAAUAAGCUCAGGAAUACCCAUGGUCCUCACCAACCUCUUCUUUCUCUUGGGCUAUGGUGAAUCCACUUGGAACACAGAUAUUGAGGGCAUUAUAUCUUCAGUUGCUGCAAUUCUUCGCCUCCUAGAUGACCUAGGAACUGCAGAGGAUGAGGAACAAGAAGGAAAUGAUGGAUCUUACAUGGAGUACUACAUUAAAGAGCAAGAAGGUUGGUCAUUAAGCGAUGGAAGGCAGCAUGUUCUGGAUAAGGUUUCCCAGGAGUGGAAGUUACUAAAUAAGCACUGCCUCUCGCCAACCACAAUUCCGACAUCUUUCAAAACAGCUUGCCUAAAUGUAGCGAGAUUGGUUCCAAUGAUGUACGCUUACAACGACAACCAUCGCCUUCCUCUCCUUGAAGAGCAUGUCAAGUUCAUGUUUUCCAACACCAAGGAAGACUUGAUGUGGUGAAGCUGAUGAAAAAAAUCAGUAUUCUUAUAUAUUGUUUACUUGCUACCUAGCUGAUAAAUAUGGCUUUGGCAUUGGGACAAAUUGCAUCCUUUAUUUCAUCUUGUACGUAUGUAUUCUCUUCCGUUUGUAAUAAA
This is a messenger RNA of Ipomoea nil (Japanese morning glory), 1822 nucleotides long. RefSeq names its product (3S,6E)-nerolidol synthase 1-like. Bases 78 to 1688 code for a protein of 536 amino acids. Lineage: Eukaryota; Viridiplantae; Streptophyta; Magnoliopsida; Solanales; Convolvulaceae. The record is from RefSeq and is a predicted model, not a curated record. Gene Ontology annotation, molecular function: terpene synthase activity; magnesium ion binding. The transcript has 7 exons.